CCUGGCGGGUGUGGCCCGCCGGCGAGAGGGCAGAGGCGGCCCUGGCGGCGAGAGGGCAGAGGCGGCCGCCGAUGAAAACGACAUGUGGACGGCGGGAAGGGUGACCGGAAUUUUGUUUCACGGGGUCUUGGCAGCUCUGGUGCUGCUGGGAGCCCGGGACGUCUUCUUUCAGUAUGAAGAGAACCGGUGCAGCAUGACCUACAUGUUCGACUACCCGGAGUACCUGAGAAUAAAAUUACCUAAGAAAAUAUCCAAACGUUACCCAGCCUACGAGCUAUAUCUCUACGGGGAAGGAAUUUCUGCAGAAGAAAACAGAAAUCUAAUCUUAACAGGAAUUCCUAUCCUUUUUCUUCCUGGCAAUGCUGGGAGUUUUAAGCAAGUACGUUCUCUUGGAUCAAUAGCAUUGAGAAAGGCAGAAGAUAUGGAUUUCAAAUAUCAUUUUGAUGUCUUCAGUGUGAAUUUCAACGAGGAACUUGUUGCACUAUAUGGUGGAAGCCUACAAAGGCAGACGAGAUUUGUGCAUGAGUGUAUUAAAAUAAUUCUUAAAUUAUAUAAGGGUCAUGAAUUUGCUCCCCGCAGUGUUGCAGUAGUAGGUCAUUCCAUGGGUGGUCUUGUUGCAAGAGCACUAGUGAUUCUUAAACAUUUUAAACCCGAACUUCUCAAUAUUCUUAUUACUCAAGCGACACCUCAUGUUGCACCUGUAUUGCCUUUAGAUCAAUAUCUUGCUGAUUUUUACUCAACUGUGAACCAUAACUGGAUUCAGAAGGCUCAAGAAAUAAGGAAUCUAACAACCCUUUCUGUAGCAGGAGGAUUUCGAGAUUAUCAAGUUCGCUCUGGAUUGGCUUUUCUGCCCAGUUCAAAUAGUCAAAAUUGUGCUUUAUCUGUUGCGAGUUCAGCAGUUCCUCGAGUCUGGGCUUCCACAGAUCAUCUUUCCAUUGUUUGGUGUAAGGAAUUGAACUUGGCUACCGUCAGAGCAUUUUUUGACCUUAUUGACGACAAUACUAAACAGAUAACAGAAAAUCCCCAAAGAAAAAUUCUGGUCCUGAAUCACCACUUUUUAAGGUAUCCAGGAAAACUCUUUGAAGAAAGACCUGAAUCACUUACUGAGUUAACAGAAGCAUCAGUUUGGAUUAAUAUAAAAACUUCAAAAUGGUCCUACAAAGGAUACAAUGAAUCAGAUGGAAAAUAUUUUAGUUUUUCCCUCUCAAGCCAAAGAAAAUCAUUCACUCAUAUUUACUGCCAAAACAGUAUAUUGGAUACAAAUAGCUGGAUAUUUGGUUGUGUAAACAGUACUUCACCAAAGUGUCUGCAAGCAAUUGACUUGUCUUGGAAUGCUGAGUUACUACCAACGGUCAAGAUUGUGACUUUGAAACUUCAAGAUUAUCCAUCUUUGACUCAUAUUGUGCUUCAUGUUCCAGUAGUUAAUGGUAUUAAGUUUACUUUGGACUGUGAGUUCUUUAAUGAAGUUUCAAGAACAGUGCAACUCCCUGUAACCCAUCUUUUUAGCUUUGGAUUUUCUUCAAGCAAAAUCAUACUAAAUUCAACUGGCCUUAUUCACAUUGUUCAGCUCCAACAUUUUGGCCAGAUAUAUCAGGCUUUUAACAUCUUUAUAGAGAGUAAAUGCCAGAUUCUCAAAGAAAGAAAACCCAGUGUAUAUCAACUUCAUAUACCAUGGUCACAUGAAGAUUCCUUAACUUUGUCACAGGAUUCUUUGACUGAGAUUUCUGCAAAAUUGCACAUUGCACAGCCUGAAAAUGACUCUACAGUUCCUUUGUUGAAAAUAUAUUCGUCUUCAGAUUGUCAAUAUGAAGUAACUGUCAAGACCUCUUUUCUGCAGGUCCUUGGUCAGGUGAUAAGAUUCCAUGGUGGCACUCUUCCUAUGUACAUUAUUUCUAAUAUUCUUCUUGCCUACAGAAGACAGUUAAGGUCCCUAGUGUCAACAGGUCAGUGUUCAGACUUUGUUCCUGCACUUACUAAAGCAGCUAAGCCUUAUAAAAUAGAACCCAUAGCAUACAUGAUUAAGUUCUUGUUGGGACUUAACUGGUUUAAAGGACUCAGGAAUUCAGAGCUGGAUCGUGUCACAGUGAACAACCAGGACUUGUGGUUUCCUUUUGUAUCCCUGAUUCUCUUUAUGUUUGGGACUGGCAUAGCCUAUUGGGGUGGCAUACUUCUUGAAUCGUCUAUAAGGCUCUUAUCUUCAUUGCAAUUAGUUUUGACAAGACCCUCUGGACUUCCAUCUGACAACAGUCUGAUUACCCGAUUAAGGUUUUCUGUUGCGGUUUCAAUGUUUUUUCUUAGCUGGACUACCUGUGGAGCACUGGCAAUAAUGAUGACUUAUUUUCAUUAUAUAUUCAAGGUUGUUAAUUUCCAUUCAAAUUUAAGAUCUGAACUAAGUGUUUGUAAUGCGCCCAUAAAGAAUCCAGAACCUAAAUCAGAUGAUUCAGAAAACGAAGGGAGGAACAGCUGCAGAUCAGAGGAUUGCCCUUCAGAAGCAAGAAACUCAUUUAGCACCACCAUGGCCAAUGACAGCAUUAUAGAUAGCCUUAAGAUGCAUGUUACUGUCAUCAACUUAAUCACAUGGAUUGUGCUUCUUAGUUGUCCAUCUUUAAUUUAUUGGCUAAAAAAUAUCAGAUACCAUAUCAGACUUGAUCCUGAUCCAUGCAGAUUUGUUGCUGUUAUUCUGAUAGUCAUUUUGGGUAUACUCAUGAAUACAAGUACUACAAAACUUAAAUCAAGUAAAUUAUUGAAGAUUGCAGCAUAUUUUCCAGUUCUUUUCUCUGUUGCUGCUGUAGUUUUUGCACCUGUUUAUUUAUAUCAAAUGCCAUACUUUGUAAUAAUUCCUCUUUUUUUACAUUCAUUGUGCAGCAUUGUGUAAAAUCUUUAGCUGGCCAAAACAGUAAUAGAUGCAGAAGUAUAGAUAAUAUAAGAAAACCUAAGCCACAUCUUCUAUCAGUGGUAGAAAAUGGAAGGGCUUUAGGUUUCCAAAGGGAUAUUUCAUGACAAGAGAACAAUAUUUUUACUUACUAAUUUUUAAAAGAAAUGCAUAAAUCUGUUACUCAGUAAGCACUUUGUUCUUGAUACUGAAGGAAAACAUGGUUGCAUCGGUUCCUUGGUAUUGAAGCAAAUGGCUUAUACUUAUUUAUUUUAAAAUUGCAAGUUUUUAUGUCCAAUAUAUUUCUGUGUACUUACUUCAUUGAAUCACCACUCCCAUAUUUAUUUUGGCAAUAUUACUGUUGGAGUAAAUAAGAUAUCAGUUUGUAUUGCAAAAUAACUUCAUACAACCAAAACCUUUUACAUAAUUAUUUGAAUUCAAGAAUUGAAGAAUUAGACAUCCAGCCACAGUAGAAAUGGAACGUUAAUAGAGUAUUUUCUGCAUAGAAGCCAUUUUAUUCAAGGGCAGUGAAACCCUGCAUUGUGUAAAUGAUCAUUUCUCUAAUACAUUUCUUUCUAGAUACGUCACUGGACAAUUCUUAUAAUUCAUAAUAACCAUGUUGGAAAGACCAGGUUAAAGAUAGACAAACAAGACAAUUCAGAAAACUUCCUUAGAGCCACAUACAGAGAUUUUAAAAAUGCAUCCAGGAAGUAUUUCAUUAGAGUAACAUUUUGCUAAUAUCAUUCAGCACCUCUUAGGUCCAUCAGAACUUAGUAUAGAGCUAGGCACUUCUAGUUCAUUGGGAAAAUCUUUCAAUAUUAUUUGGAUUGAUAAAAUGUAGGCGUUAAAGAAAUCAAUACUUAUCUGUGCACAAAGAAGUUUUAAAAGGACUUGCCUUUCGACAGAACUAUGUUAAUGUUACAUAUAACCAUUCAAAAAGCAGCAAAUAUUUGGUUCUUUAAAUAAAAUGUAUAAGGCAUUAUAUCUAGAGAUAAAUUUUUGCUGCUUUUGCAUAUUGCCAUGAGCUUAAAACUUGGCAAUCAUAGUAUUUCUUAGUAGCUCUUUUACAUAAUGGCUAAUUUCCUCUUCCUGGAGAGAUUCUUCCUCUAAACAAAGUUAUAAUAUGUAUUUUCCUUACUUGUAUCCACUAUAAUUCCUGCCUAAAGUGCCUUUGGUUAGGUAUUUGUCUCUCUUGUUUAUCAUUUUUUUUACCUAAUUUAUUAAAAAAAUAUUUAUAGAAUUGUUCUGUAAUAUUAACAAUUUAGUAGAUUGUGCUAUGUGUGAAUCAUUACAUGUGUUAAUGUUACCAUCUUUACAUGGAAUGCUUCAAGGUCAAGCCAGUCUUGGUAUUCAGACAUACUUUUAAUAGGAUAUUAAAACAUUCUUAGGUAAGUCUCUUGAAAAAAGUCCUCCAAUAUCUAAUUUUCAACUGAUUUUAUGGCACUAAAUUGAGCUAUCGGUAUAUUCUGUGUCCUACUUAAUGGAUGACUUACAACAUCCGCAACGAGUUUCUUUUUUUACUGCUAAUACUGGGCUUUUUGCCAACAGCUGGCAGAGCAUUAAGUAGUGCAAUCUAUUCUCAGACCUCGUUCAAUGAAGACUGACCUUGGAAAGCAUUUCUAUGUCUCUCAUAGCUGUAUGCUAAAUAGAAUUUUGGCAGUGACCUUUUGUCUCUUGUCAGUGCUACAGCAAGGGAAAUGGUACUUGCCAAAUUAUCCAUUCUCAAGCAGAAGCUAAGGGCACAAAAGUUCUCUUCAAAUUCAUGCAUUGGCAUCUCCUGGGAAGCUUGUCCUUCUAAUCAGAUGCCGAUGAGAACUUCAAUUGUUAAAAGUCAUAAUAGAUUUUAGUAAAGGCUCUGUUUGACUGUAUAACUUGCAGUGCAUAUGGUGUGGAUAUGUGUGUGUCAUAGUAGCUAAUAUUUAUUAACAUGGUAGCUUAUUGCAUACCAGUUCAUAAUCUAUGGCUAUUCAGACUGAAAGCAUUAGAAGUUAAGGAGCUAUCCAAUACACUUUAGAAUCUGUAAAACACCUUUGGACAAUCUAUUAUGGAUUUACCGGUAUGUAUUACUAGAAAAUCAAAGCUGCUGAUUGUGGUCUGAUACCUGUGUAUGAGAAGUGGGUGAAUUGAGAAAUCUCUAAUCAUAUUCUUAGUGAAUGGCUGCUAUUUUACAUGCUAUGUGAAUUGUGCAUAAAUAGGAUGUAUAGUACUUUUAUUAUCCUUUUUACAUAUUUUUGUACCUGCCUAUAAAUGAAUAAUUUAUAGUUUUAGAUUGUAUAUUGAGAGUAGUUUUACACUUUUAUCUGAAAUGUUUUGCUUUUUUCCUAUUUUGGAUCACCUUCUCUUUUUGCUUUUAAUUUGGAUUUACAGUGUCCAUUAAAAAAAUAAGAAACAAUGUAAUUGUAGCCAGGCUACGCACAAGAAAGCCCAUUUGAAUGACAUUUUCUUCAGUUAAACAUGCAACUGUGUAGGACUGUAGGUAUUUCAGAAAGUAGUCUAAGGAAAAUUUAAAACUAAAACAUCACUACUUUUUAAUAGAGUCUAGGCCAGGGGUGUCAAACUGGCAGCCCGUGGGAUGGAUGCAUCACGUGCAGGACAUGUCCACCCCGACUCCGCAAAGGCAAAAAAUGUCACAAUACGUCAUGUGACGUGAUCGGGUUUGACAUCCAUGAUCUAGGCAGUCUCAAGGAAUCAACAAGAGCAGCCAUAUUAAAUUCCCACAGCUGAAUUAAACAUUAUCAUCAUCAGUAGUAGUAGUAGUAGUAGUAGUAGUAGUAGUAGUAGUAGUAGUAGUAGAAGAUGGCAGUGUUACAUUAGCCAGAAGAAUACAGUGCUAAUGCAGAGUAUUAGUUUGGCUGCCAAUCUCUGUUGUACACAUUCAGGUGCACCACAGGAGGGUGAACUAGAUUUGCACUAGAAAGAAAGAUGAGCAGUUCUUCUUGCAGCUCUUCCUCAUCCAAGGCCCCCUCCUUCUACCGGAGCCACCUCACAAAUGGGUGUCACAACUGUUCAGGUUCAGAGCCAGCAGCAUGAACUACCAGCUCAUCUCCCCACCGAAGCAGUAUUGGUUUAUCUAUUUGCAUAGAGCAUGUUUUUAAUUGCUAGGUGGGCAGAAACUGAGGCAAGUGAUGGGAGCUCACCCCACCAUGCAAUGUUAGGGCUUGAAGCACUGGAGCAGAAACCAUCUCCAGUUUCACAAAGCUACUGAGCCACCGCACCUCAAUUAGACUUUGAGAAAAUGCUUUUUCCUAAAGAUUCAAAUUGACUUCUGUAUAUCUUUAGGAUCAGAAACCAAUUUGGAAAUAAGAACUGUUUAAGAAUAAAACUUUGAAUUCUUACAUGUGUAAUUGGCAUGGAGGGUUAAACAGUAAUGAGAACUGUUGGAGAAACUAAUAAGAAAAGAGGAGGGACCAUAUUCAAAAUCUCCAUGCCUAGGUCCAUGUGAUUCAGGGAUGACUGUUUUUGGUUCUGGUUCCUGAAGAGCAACUUUCUCAUGUAACCACUAUAUUAAAAACAUGAGAAACUGAGUAGACUUUCGAAAAUUUCAGAAGGGCCUGGAGGGUUGCAGUUGAAAGGAGGGCAUGUUCCAAUCCUUCAGAUCUUGGAAUUAUGCAUUAAGCAUAAAUAUAUUGUGCAACUUUGAUUUUCAAACCUGCUUGUUUUUUUUAAUAUUGCUUAGCCAGUGGGCUACACAUGCCUCAAACAUUAAUUUAUAAAUACCUCUAUUCAGAAAUGCUAGAUGUAUCCUUAAAGAUUUCAAUCACCAUUUCUGAUCUCUAGUGCCUCUAAAAAAAAAUAUGAGUAUCUGCCAAAAGAAAUUAUCUAGCAAAGAAAUAAUUUGCAGUAAAGGAUGACCUGUUUACACACUUGGAUCUCAGACCCAUUUUGUGCGAUACAGUUGAUAGAAUUAUUCAUUUCAUAACUCAUAGCUCUUAACAUCUGCAUGGGCUCUGUACUGUUCGUGCAAUAAAGUAUCUUUCUGUCCACUGCACUAUAUUCUGAACAUUAUGAAAUAUUUUAGUCCCUAAGUAGCCUUGAUUUUAGGGUUAAUUUUGUAACCUGAGAGAUGCUUCUUCAGUUGCAAUAUUAAUCUUUUGCUUCCUUUUUCUAGAAAAUAAGAUAGUGUAGCUAGAUCAACAUUAAUAUUAACUAUUUUAGAAAUACAUGACGUUUGUUAAAAGUAUUUGUAAUUGUUAAUAUAUUUCUGGAUAUUUAUGCCAAGGAAGUAUGAACAGCUUACCCAUGCUUUGGAACGAGUAAAGAAUACCUUUUUAGUUAAUUUUUAUAGAUUUUUGAAACUUGAUGCUAAUCUGCGUGAUAAAUAUUUAAGGUGAGAAACAUACUUGAAAUAUUUUCAUUCAUUAAAAAAAGCGUAGCUUGAUUAUUCAGUAGUGGCAUUUUAGUGAACCAACUUGCAAAAUAUUAUAGUUAAAUUCACAGUUCUAGUGGUUUUCAUCUUCUCGUGAACAAUUGUUCACCCAAGAGCAUAUGCUGUAAUAUUUUCAUAAUGAAUAUUAUUUGAAAGUCCAGCAGUAUGAAUCCUGUUUCAAAGUACUGAGCACUAAACUUGGACAUCUAGAUAAGUUUCCUGAAUUUUAAUAAUAGCUCUACUUUCUGUGAAUGACAUGUUGCUUUUAAAGUUUAAAAAAAGGUGCAGACUAUGAUAUUUCAAGGGAUGGAGGGAAGUCAAAAUUGUGACAGGAAUAUGUGUGGAAGCUCUGGGAUGCAGCUAGAUUUGUGAUUUCAGUUUCUAAAAUAUAGUGGACAGGAAGCCUUGACUUAUGAUCUUAUGACCCCAGAAUUACAAGUAGUAAGUUGUGCUAGUCAUUAACCAUGUCACCAUGAGACCAUCCCCAACUUUGCUACGCGUAAUCCUCAAUUUACAACCACAAUUGAGCCCAAAAUUUUUGUGGCUAAGUGAGACAUUGGUUAAAUGAGUUUUGCCCUUUUUAUGACCUCUCUUGCCAUGGUUGUUAAGUGAAUCACUGCAGUGGUUAAGUUAGUAAAACAGUUGGUAAGUGAAUCUGGCUUCCCCACUGACUUUGCUUGUGAGAAGGUUGCAAAAGGUGAUCAUUGCAACUGUCAUAAAUAUGAAUCAAUUGCCAACCAUCCAGAUUUUGAUCACGUGAUUAUGGGGAUGCUGCAAUGGUUGUGUGAAAACUGGUCGUAAGUCACUUUUUUUAUUGCUGUUGUAACUUCGAACAGUCACUAAAUGAACUGUUGUAUGUUGAAGACUAUUGGUGUCUUUUUGCGGUGGUUGUUAAGUGAAUGCUGCAGUUGUUAAACAAAUCCAUUGUCCACAAUGGACAUUUUUUGCUGGAAAACGGAAGUAAAUGCUAGUGUUUGUCAAAAAAAUCAUAAAUUGCGUGCCAGUUGCCAAGUGCAAUCACAUGACCACAGGGGGUAGGGCGUGGGCUCUUUAUGUAUAUGACUGCCCUGCCCCAUUAGGCAACUGGUUGUAAAUCAAGGAUUAUCUAUAUUGUCUAUUUUCUAUAGGCUACUGGAUUAAGUCAAACUUUAUUGGCAUACUAUCAUAAACAAAGUUGCCACAAGACUUUUAAAAAUAGUAAAAGGGUAGAAUCUGAUAUAUCACUCAUAAUAUAAUUAAAGUUUAGGAGGAGGAGAGAUGUUUAAUUCCCUCUGCUCCCCUGUCCCUUUGGAGAUUUUAAAAAUCUUUUCUAAGUCUAAGAUAAAGGUAAAGGUUCCCCUCGCACAUAUGUGUUAGUUGUUCCCGACUCUAGGGGGCGGUGCUCAUCUCCGUUUCAAAGCCGAAGAGCCAGCGCUGUCUGAAGAUGUCUCCGUGGUCAUGUGGCCAGCAUGACUAAACGCCAAAGACGCACAGAACGCUGUUACCUUCCUAUCAAAGGUGGUCCCUAUUUUUCUACUUUAAUUUUUUACGUGCUUUCAAACUGCUAGGUUGGCAGAAGCUGGGACAAGUAACGGGAGCUCACCCCGUUACGCGGUACUAGGGAUUUGAACCGCUGAACUGCCGACCUUUCGAUCGACAAGCUCAGCAUCUUAGCCACUGAACCACUACAUCCUAAGUAUCCAUUGUUUAAAAUAUUUUUUACUCUUUUCCUUUUCAAAAAUUUACAGAAAAUCAUGUUGCAAAGGAUUCCAUCACUAGAAAAGAGAGAGAGAGAGAGAAAUUGUCUCUUGAAACCCUUGAUAUACAUACCCAUAAUGGCUCAUAUCCUCUUCAUAAUUUGAUUUGAGUGGAAUUUUUUUAGUGAAAAAAACAAAGUGGGUACUUUUAAAUAAACAAUCCUGAAUGAAUUUUGCAGUACUACAGCAUAGAAAGGAAGGGAUUCAAAAAGGACUACUAUCCUUUAUCAAACAAUGACAUUACUUCACAUUUUUACAAAUAUACAUUUAAACAUUUAUUUAGUAUAAUUAAUUAUAUUUACAUGUAAACAUUUACAUGUAAACAAGUAACAUUUAAAAAUGUAAAAAGGGUUCAUCACAAAUGAAAUAAGCCAUUGAUUAAAACAAAUGUAUAAAGAUUUCCAUCCACUAAAAAAAGUUUAAAAAUGUAGAUAACAGAUAGAUAAAAGUAUUAGAUAGUAUCUCCAAAGUAUUUCCAGAUGUUGGAGACAAUAAACUUCAGAACAUUUUUAUAGCAAUGUAUAAAAACAAACCAAAAAUGUAAAUUUCCUUACAAUAAAUUUUAGUUGUAUUGUUGCUCAAUAGUGAAAUGGGCAGCAUAUACAUUUAAUAAAUUAAUAAAUACAUAAAUAAAAAAUUCUGUCCCAGAGACACUUGCAAAUUAUAUGUUCUUAAUUAUUUGAAGACAGAGUUCCUUAGUCUUUUGUAGCCACUAGGCAUACUUGGAAAUUUCAAAGCCUGUUAGCAGGCAUUCCCACUAAAUGUUUGCUAUGAUCGGCAUAUCCAGUCAUAACAGAAGGCAAACAAACACUGGAUUUUACACACAUGCACACACAAGCUCUUUAUUUUUCAGGUUGGUCCCUAAUAUAGGGCUCAGAGGCAUCAUUAGAAAUAUAGGUUGGUUCUGGUUCUUGCAGCAUGCUAGCUUACUUUAAAAAAAAGUAAGUUGGGGAGGAAAUUUAUUAGCUGGGAAGAUAUGUUGACAAGCACAGUGCUGCUGGGUACUAUUAUUGGGGAAUGCCAAAAAAAGCCAUAGAGGAAAGAAAUGUAGUUCUCUUCAUUCAGUUCCAGUGGAGGUUAAUCUUCUCAAUAGAAUCUUUUAAUUCCACUGACUGACUCCUUCAUCUUACUUAAACCCUGUGUCAAUUACAAUAGGCAUUUCUGUUACAAAAUAGUGUACUGAUGGAAUGGCCAAUAUCUUAGUGUUCCUGUUACACAAGGUUCUCUUCAUUUCUGGGAAGCUUGAUAUGCAAAGUCAGUUAUUCUAUAAAGUGUUACACUAAGCAGUUUUGACUGAUUUUUAGUGGUUUGGUUAGGGUCAUUUUAUAAGCUAGAAUAAGAUUUGUUGUCUUUUACAAAUAUCCAUGAUUAAAGUUUGUGAAGCUGAUGAUUAGCUGAAUUAAAUAUAUUUUUGAGUUUUUAAAAACAGUUAUUUUUCAUUUUUGUUAGAUAAGUUCAUUUUUGGUGCUAAUUAACAAUAUAAAGAUCAGUUUUUAAAUAAUCUUAUUACUAUGGUCAAAUGCUUAUUUGUAGAUACAGAUGCUGUAGUGCACAUAAUAGAAUUACAGUCUCAUAAAUAUGCUCCUUUUAUGGAUUACUAAUUUCAGUAGAUAAAUGCAGUCCAUUGCUAAGUUUCUCACCAUGUUCUUGUUGAAUCUUGCCAUAGGCAGAUGUGUGCAUAUUUUUGAGCCUACAUGGAUCUCUGAAUGGAACCAUUCCAUUCCCUGAGGCAAUAUUACACAUUUGAAUCAAAGACAGUUACUAUCAAUCAUCACUUAAAUGAUUCAAGGGUAUCAUAUUUCUGUCAGCAUUUGAAUAUAUUUUCAUUUCUGAAAUAUGUUUGUGUGUGUGUGUGUGUGAGUGCUAAAUAACCUACACUAUUCAAUUUAAUUCUCUAUUUCAAAUGUGAAAAUUAAAAUAUGGCUCUCUAGAGAAAUUAGGCAUCUGAAAGUAAUGUUCUUAACAUAAUUCUUUGUUGACAACUAGUUUCUCUUUGUACCUGACUUUUCUUAUUAAUUUCUUAAGACAAUCACUGGCUUGAUUGUAGGAUUAUGCAAGGAUGAAAGAAGUGUGGACUUGUCUUCCAUAUCUGUCUAUCACUUCUUUCAGUUGUAGCUUCCAUUCUACAAACGUCACAUUGCAUAUUCUGCAGAUUUCAGAAACAGUUUUUAGAAGAAAGAGCAGGACUGUUCUGUUGCAAAAGAAUUCUGCUCAAGCAUUUUUGCACUGGUCAUUCUUAGAUUAUAAAUAUCCAUUUCUGCAAUGUGUUGAUGUACUAUUCUGAAAAAGAUUACAUUUGUGAGACCAUAAACUUUAUUUUCAUAAUAAACAUGACUAGUUUUGUUGGCUUUUUCUGUUAUAUACAGUAAGUGACCAUGAUAUCACUUGAAAGUAAAACAUAGGAUUUGAUGUUUGUAAACACUAUUGAACAGUGUAAUUUAUACUUGUAUUUUAGUUUUCAAUUAUAGAUCUGCAAAUCAAAAGUUGAUGUGAUAGGCUUUUUACCUCAGAUUUAGAUCUGUAGACAAUGGUGAAUAGGGCUUUCUUUAGCUGUGUUGAAUGUGGUUUAUACAUUAUACAAUUCAAAUAUGAAUUACUGUUAUGGGAAUUCUGGAAAUUUUGGUGGAGCAGUUAAAUGUACCAAACAUGCUUAGUUGGAGACUUUCAGCUCCUCCACCAGUACCGUAAUUGCCAACAUGUGAUCUCCCAGAAGAAGAUGGAGUCCUAAGACUGAAAGAAGUAUUUCAUCCUGCAGAAAAAGGAGCUGCACAUGCUCCUUGAGAACAAUUUUGCUCCAAUCAAGCCAGCAAUCACAGAAUGGAUAUCAAAGCUUUCUUUUGUUUCAAAAAAUGCUUACUCUUCUCUAUGUCCAAAUGAUAUUUUAAGUAGUCAGUUGUAAGUGUGCAUAAUUUUCCAAUAUUUUAUACAUCAAGUUCCAUUACAAAUCAUAGUAUUGAAUAUCUUAGUACUUUUUCAAUGGAAUACAUGAGAUUUAUGAAAAGUGCCACUCAAGAGACCAUUUACCACAGUCUGUGAAUAUUGUUACCUGCAUUUCUAUUUUGCUCAAAUGCUUUUGAAUGUAAUGAUGAGUGUUUUUGCCUUCAGUCUGCUCAGGUAUUUUAUGUUAGAAUAUUUGGGUGUAUUUUUUCAGUUUUAAUAUUUUGUGUAUUAAAUAAAAGGAAAAAAAUUAAA
This is a messenger RNA of Pantherophis guttatus, 12166 nucleotides long. It is a transcript of the gene PGAP1, whose product is annotated as post-GPI attachment to proteins inositol deacylase 1. Gene Ontology annotation, cellular component: endoplasmic reticulum. Lineage: Eukaryota; Metazoa; Chordata; Lepidosauria; Squamata; Colubridae. Gene Ontology annotation, biological process: GPI anchor metabolic process; endoplasmic reticulum to Golgi vesicle-mediated transport. The record is from RefSeq and is a predicted model, not a curated record. Gene Ontology annotation, molecular function: phosphatidylinositol deacylase activity.